Molecule: messenger RNA, 394 nt
Organism: Saprolegnia diclina VS20
Lineage: Eukaryota; Oomycota; Saprolegniomycetes; Saprolegniales; Saprolegniaceae
Product: glutaredoxin 3
Exons: 2
Coding region: 36-362 (108 amino acids)
Biological process (GO): cellular response to oxidative stress
Cellular component (GO): cytoplasm
Molecular function (GO): glutathione disulfide oxidoreductase activity
Source: RefSeq, a predicted model, not a curated record
GGCCACUCUUCAACUCGCUCCCAACCUCCAACACGAUGGUCGCUUCGUCCGAAACCCACACGUUUGUCAAGGCGACGCUCGCCUCGCACGGCGUCACGGUCUUUAGCAAGACGUACUGCCCGUACUGCACGCAGGCCAAGUCGGUCUUGGCGUCAGUCGGCGCGCCAUACCACGUGAUUGAGCUCGACGUUGUUCCGAAUGGCGACGAAAUCCUCCAAGCGCUCAUUGAGCUCACGGGCCGCCGGACGGUGCCCAACGUGUUUGUCAAGGACGUGACGAUCGGCGGCGGCUCGGACGUCGCGCAGCUCCAGCGCGACGGCAAGCUCGUGCCGCUCCUCCAAACCGCUGGUGUCCUUGUCUAAUUUACGUAACCAUUGCUCGCCUUUCCACAUAU